Hemicordylus capensis (graceful crag lizard) is the source of this 1126-nucleotide messenger RNA. RefSeq names its product peroxisome assembly protein 12-like. The coding region runs from base 1 to 723 and encodes 240 amino acids. The transcript has 4 exons. Gene Ontology annotation, biological process: protein import into peroxisome matrix; protein monoubiquitination. Gene Ontology annotation, molecular function: zinc ion binding; protein binding; ubiquitin-protein transferase activity. The record is from RefSeq and is a predicted model, not a curated record. Gene Ontology annotation, cellular component: peroxisomal importomer complex; peroxisomal membrane. NCBI's taxonomy places the organism in Eukaryota, Metazoa, Chordata, Lepidosauria, Squamata, Cordylidae.
AUGCCCACGCUUGGCACCCAGGCUGUCAAAACGGGGCUCAGGCCCGCCACGCCUGCCCGCCUAGAGCGCCGGCAGAACAUCGAGCGGGCCCGCCCGGAGCGGCCCAGACACUUCCGGCUCGAGUCCGGACUGCGCGGGCCAGAGCGGCUCAGCCACUUCCGGCUCCAGCCCGGCUGGGACCAUAGAGCUACGGAGAGAGGAAAGCCUAGAGAGACGCCCUGUGCUGAGCUCCUGGCAGCAGAAAUCUUCCGUUGCUCCAUCCCGGGAGAAGCCAUGGCGGAGCACGGCGCUCACCUCACGGCGGCCUCCGCCUGCGAGGACAGGCCGUCCAUCUUUGAGGUGGUGGCGCAAGACAGUUUGAUGGCCGCCGUGCGGCCGGCUCUUCAGCACGUAGCCAAGGUGCUGGCCGAAUCCAACCUCGCCCGCUACGGCGUCCUCUGGAGCUGGGUUGACGAAAUCUACGCCCUCCUGGACCUCCUCCUGCAGCAGCACUACCUGUCCGCGUGCAGCGCAUCCUUUGCCGAAAACUUCUACGGCCUGAAGCGGGUGGGGCCGAGAGGCAGGAAGCCGCGGCUGGCUGCUGCCGGCCUGCCCCAGAAGCCCCACUGGAAAUCGCUUGGCCUCUUGGUGCUCCUCCCGUACCUGAGGACCAAGCUGGAGAAGCUCAUCGCCCACCUCCGGGAGGAGGAGGACUAUUCCAUCCACCCGCCCUCCUCCCCAUAGGUUGGGGCUGCACAACUGGCAUUGUAAUCCAGCUGGUUUUGGACUCCCGUCAUCCCCAGUGGCCAAAAGGGAUGAUGGGACUUGUAGUCCAACGUCUGGAGACUGGAGACGUCUGGCCUUGAGGGUCUGCCACAACCAUCCCUGUUGGUUUCCCUACCACACACUCGCCAAAUGACCCCCGACAAAUCCCAGAGGGGUUGGAGUGAGUGUUUCAAAAGGCCAAAGCUCGCUUGGAGUGACACUACAUUUCUGCAGCCUUCCAUUUUUUUUAAAAAAAAUAAAGGGACGCCAUGUACGAACACCCCUCUCAGCUGCCUGGCUGUUUUGGUUCUAUUAGUGCAUCAUCACUUGAACAAGGGACUGCCAAGUAUAGAAUUUAUUAAAAAUGGCUUUAUCAAGAGCG